GUGAUUGGAUUAUUAAACAACGACUUUGAAACAGUUAACAUUCCAAAGGAUUGUGACUUGCCUGAAGGACAACUGAAAUCUCUCUUAUAACGUGUGAUAUACUUAUGGGCAACGCAGUGCAGAAGAUCCGAGCCCGCCUAGUGAUGGAGCGCGCCCAGAGCCACGGACUCCCCGCCCAAGCCGCCUUCUACCCCGAGCGCUCGCGCAGCCCCGACGGCAGGAAGUCGUCCACGGGCUCCUCCAGCGACGCCUCCUGGACCAGCGCGCAGGACGACACCCUGGACGCCGCCCUGCAGUCGCUCGACGAGCUGCACGACCCCGACGGCGCCCUGAGCGACCUCCUGGCGCGGACCGGGGAGGACGACUUCAUGAAAGCCGUGCUGUCCUUCUGCUCGUACAUGGACGGCCGCAUGGACACCCUCGACAACUCGAGGAUCUACGACGAGUUCCGCUCCUACACGGCCUACACGCUGUCCGAGCCGGCCAAGGUGGAGGUGGCGUGAGGGGCGCCGGCGACGCCCGCUCGAGCACGCCCGC
Molecule: messenger RNA, 537 nt
Organism: Penaeus monodon (black tiger shrimp)
Lineage: Eukaryota; Metazoa; Arthropoda; Malacostraca; Decapoda; Penaeidae
Exons: 2
Coding region: 105-503 (132 amino acids)
Source: RefSeq, a predicted model, not a curated record